UUAAAAUGUAAAGAGAAUAUUGAGGACAAAAUGCAAGCUUGGCAAAUUCAUUCAUAUGGUGGUUUAGAAGAGUUAAAACUUUCAACUAUCAGAAUUCCAGUAAUCGCUAGACCAACAGAUAUUCUUGUGAAAGUUGAAGCAUCUAGCGUAAAUCCUAUAGAUAUUGCUAUGACAAGAGGAUAUGGUGCUGUAAUUCUAAAUUUAAAGAGAAAAGCAAGAAAUAUUACUAGUGGACAAUAUGAUGAAUUAGAAUUACCAUUAACUUUAGGAAGAGAUUUUUCAGGUAUAAUAGUUUCGAAAGGACACAGUGUUGGAGAAAAAUUAAAUUUGGGUGAUAAAGUGUGGGGUGUGGUCCCUGUGGAACAACAAGGUUGUCAUGCUGGUUAUGUAGUUGUUGAUAAUACGUUGGUCAGUCCAAGACCUACAAAUUUAUCAUAUAUAGAGUCUGCAAGCAUAUUAUAUGCAGGUCUCACAGCAUGGUCUGCACUGUGGAUUACAGGUGCAUUAUGCUAUAAAACCUCAUUAUCCAUGAGAAGAAGUAACAGAGUUCUUGUAUUAGGUGGUUCAGGAGGUGUAGGAACAUUGGCGAUACAACUUUUAAAAGCUUGGAACAUGCAUGUUAUUACUACGUGCAGUAGUGAUGCUGUAAAUUUAAUACAAAAACUAGGAGCUGAUGUUGUAAUUGAUUAUAAAUUAGAUGAUGUUGAUUCAAAAAUUAUAGCAGAGGGACCUUAUAAUAUAAUUUUGGAUUGCGCUAAUCAGGGACCAGAUCAAAUACGAUUAAAAGGUUACCCUCACUGUACUUAUAUCACUUUGAAUUCUCCAUUACUAAGAAAUACUGAUCAACAUGGAUUGAUUGUGGGUACAGUAAAAAAUGUAGGAGAACUGGUGAAACAUAACAUGUCAAUCAUUGAAAAUAAAAGUACAGUGAAGUGGGGAUUUUUUACACCUUCCAAAACAGGAAUCAAAACACUUAAAGAAUUUGUUGAAAGUGGAAAGGUGGUUCCUGUGGUUAAAAAAGUAUAUCAAUUUCAAGAUUUACCACUAGCAUAUGAUAGAGUAACUCAAGGUCAUUUACGAGGUAAAUUAGUUAUUGAUAUGAAAUAG
Messenger RNA from Eufriesea mexicana, 1107 nucleotides. Its product is annotated as reticulon-4-interacting protein 1, mitochondrial. The transcript is spliced from 6 exons. The record is from RefSeq and is a predicted model, not a curated record. Gene Ontology annotation, molecular function: oxidoreductase activity. Gene Ontology annotation, cellular component: mitochondrion. The coding region runs from base 31 to 1107 and encodes 358 amino acids. Lineage: Eukaryota; Metazoa; Arthropoda; Insecta; Hymenoptera; Apidae.